GCGGCCUUAAGUUGCGCAAAAGUAGGACUAGGUGAAGUACUUUUGGUGUCAGCAUUAUAAAAUGCAAUACUAUGGAUCACCACGAGUUGUUUAUGUGUUGUAGGCGAGGUGACUUGUCUAAAGCACAGCACCUGGUGGAAAACAAGGAUGUUGGUAUAAACAUUCGAGAUAAAUGGGACAGUACUCCAUUAUACUAUGCGUGCCUUUGUGGACAUGAAGAGCUGGUUAAAUACCUUCUUGAAAAUGGUGCCCGUUGUGAACCAAACACAUUUGACGGUGAGCGGUGCCUGUAUGGUGCCCUGACAGACAGCAUCAAGAAACUUCUCCUUUCCUACAACAUGGUCUCAGCCAAGGUGAUGAGGAGGGACCUGUAUGAUGAAUUCCUAAGAAGAUUACAAGAGCCAGGAAUGUACCAGGACAUUAUUUUCAAUAUCCGUGGUGAGAGAUUCCGAGCUCACCGGUGUGUACUCAGUGCUAGGAGCAAGUACUUUGCUGAAAUGUUCCGCACUCGAUGGAAGGGACGGAAAGAAAUACCGCUGAAACACAAACUGAUAUUACCUGAAGCCUUUGAACAGAUCUUACAGUUUUUAUACUCAGGUCAGAUGGAGAUUCCCCUCCAGCUUCUAGAUCCCUGUGUCACACUAGCACGACAGUGUAGGCUUACUAAACUACUCGUCAUGAUAGAGGACAGGCUCAACUCUAACAAAGAAUUAGAGAUGUUGAAGCCUGGCCUACAUGUAACAUCCCUGCUAGUAGAGACCCAGGAUCGCUGGCAGUUACAGCUGGAAUUUGGCAGCCUUGCGGAUGUGGCACUGCCUCAGGAAUUAUGUGCCCUUGGAACAGGGGAGCUACCAUUUGAGCCAGAAUUCGCGUGGAUGUAUUCCGAUAUUGUUUUCCUCGUAGAAAACCACAAAUUCUACUGCCAUAAGGCUUUCUUCUGUGGUCGGAGUGAUUACUUCAAGGCCCUGGUGCGUGACCACUUCCAUGAAGGAUCAGUAUCGGAUGAAGAACUUCCAGUGAUAGAGCUUCAUAACCUGAGUUCUGAUGUGUUUGUCUGUGUCAUGUACUUCCUGUAUCAGGACUGGUGCCAGUUGACAGUGGACAAUGUAUAUGACGUGAUGUGCGCAGCAGACCUGUUCUUGUUGCCAGGGCUGAAGCGCUACUGUGCCAAUGCCAUGGCCAGGUUCCUGAGUAUAAACGAUGUUGUCAUGGUAUUAAAGACUGCCCGCAUAUUCAACCUGCCACGACUAGAAGAUCAAUGCGCAGAAUUCAUGGCAGAAAAUCUAGAACAGGUGUUGGAGCUACAAGAAUUUGAGGAGCUGGUGAAGACAGACGCUGCCGAUGUGAAGGACCGAGACGAUACAGACACCAUCGACAUCAUCGACAGUGUCCGCUUCCACGUGACGAGCUGUAUACAGACCUACAGUGAGAUGCAGGAGGCUGAUGAACAACUUAAAUUGAUUGAUGAUUUCCUUCUGUCCCUCGGCCUUGAGUGCUAAAUUUGUACACUUAUGAAUCUCUGUGAUAUUUGAGAUAUGUUUUUAUUACAUUUUGCAGCCAGUAUGUUGAAAUACUGUGUAGUGUGCAUUGGUACAGUAUUUUGUGGAUAUAUCACAUAUAUAGUUGUAUAUAACUAUAGCUGUUAUUAGUUAGAAAUAACUGUCAAACCGUUUUAUUGUUAUUUGAUAUAUCAUUUUACAUACAGGAAUGUAGUGUAGACAAUAAUGGUAUUCGCACAUUAUUCCAUGGUCAAACCAUCUAUAUUGUUUUUAUAUUUUGCAGCCAGCUACUAGUUUAGCGUCAAACAUAUUACAAAAAUGUGAAACUUGUUAGAUAUUAUUUGUUGAUUUAUGGUUGGGUGUUUAUUGGUACAUUAUCAAUGGUAAUAUUAUAAUAAUUUGUUAUUGUUUUUACAUUUGGCAGCCACCUACAAGUUUCAUGUAUCUUGCUGUUGCACAAUGCUUAUUAAUGUAUUUCAUUUAAAUCUUUUCAUGGAAUUUCACUAUGGCAAAAAUAAUAUGAAAACGUUAUUGUAAUGUCAGCAAUGUAAAGCGAUAUAAAACACGAGCACAAAAUGAGCAAAAUGUAACAGUUAAAAAACAUAUAGUCUAGACUAUUAUGGAAAUGUAAUGUGGAUGUUGAAUGAGCCUAUUUUGAUUGCAUUAUAAUCUAUUGUUUGUAUGUGCAUUCCACUGUGCAUGUCGUUUUGUUUCCGUUUUUGAUAAAAUAUGAGAUGGCUAAAAUAAAAUAUAAGAAACAAA
Mya arenaria is the source of this 2261-nucleotide messenger RNA. Its product is annotated as ankyrin repeat and BTB/POZ domain-containing protein 1-like. Gene Ontology annotation, molecular function: protein binding. Gene Ontology annotation, cellular component: cytoplasm; ubiquitin ligase complex. The coding region runs from base 72 to 1499 and encodes 475 amino acids. Lineage: Eukaryota; Metazoa; Mollusca; Bivalvia; Myida; Myidae. The record is from RefSeq and is a predicted model, not a curated record. The transcript is spliced from 12 exons.